CAACAACAUUCACCUCCACUCUCAUUCCCGGGUUGCGAACACAACCGUUUCAGCUUGCGCACACAACUGGAGACGACGAUACAGCACACAGCGCCGAAACGGGGUAGAGAGACGGAGAUACGUGUCGUGAGCGAAAGUACUGCGGCCCAGCCCAGAGCUCUGCGGCACAGUACGCGAUCACGCUCGCCUUGUUUUUCUCUGCGCGCAAACAACGCCCAUCACAUCGUUCGCAACAGGCCUCCUCCAUAACCCCUUCACCACCCUCAGAAUUUUUCCUUGUCGCUCUGUUCUACUGUUUGCAACCUUUGAUCUCUCGACACCAUGAAGGUCACUAUUAAGGCCCUCCGCCCCGUCGCCGUAUGGAAGUGGGACACGUCCAACGAACCACACAAGCUCUACCACUACGGCAAUGGCGGCGUAAUGGACGACGAGGAUGAGGACGAGGAGUGCGGCAUCUGCCGGCUCUCCUUCGAGUCCUGUUGUCCAGCAUGCAAGAUGCCCGGCGACGACUGUCCGCUCAUCUGGGGCACAUGCACGCACGUCUUCCACAUGCACUGCCUGCUACAGUGGCUCGAAACGGAGCAGAGCAAGGAGCAGUGCCCGCUCGAUCGUCGCAAGUGGGAAACGGCCGACCGCAAGCCAGACCGUCUGCCCACGACCGUGGAUGGGGCACCCGUUGCAACGCUUGCGCCUGGGCCCAUCGUUGUGGACGACGACGACUCGCUGGACGAGGAGAUGCGCAACAGGCUGGACGAGGCGUACGAGGAUGGUACCAUGCAAGCCUUCACGCGUUCGCCUUAACGGGUGCGCCACAGCGCGUCGCAAGUGGUGCAGGACUCGCGGAAGGCUUUACAAGAUCACAAGACGCGAGCUCGGUGUUGUUCAUUUCGACGCCACCGUGCACCAGCACCCCACCUCUCAUGGUCUGUACUAUAUCAUGCAUGGAUACCUGUUUC
Cutaneotrichosporon oleaginosum is the source of this 956-nucleotide messenger RNA. RefSeq lists its product as uncharacterized. Gene Ontology annotation, biological process: protein ubiquitination; positive regulation of mitotic metaphase/anaphase transition; anaphase-promoting complex-dependent catabolic process. Gene Ontology annotation, cellular component: nucleus; anaphase-promoting complex. Lineage: Eukaryota; Fungi; Basidiomycota; Tremellomycetes; Trichosporonales; Trichosporonaceae. The record is from RefSeq and is a predicted model, not a curated record. Gene Ontology annotation, molecular function: ubiquitin protein ligase activity; zinc ion binding; cullin family protein binding.